AUGGUUUUUCCCUGCUGCGCCAUGUCACUGCCCAUUUUCCACACUCGAAAUAAUAUAUUCCCAGCGCAUGGGCCCAUGAUGUCGCUGCUGCUGACGAAGUACUCUUUACACGGAUCUCGGAUGGUACGCAACAGUACCACGUACCUUGGGGUAUUACUAGAAGAAGAACAAGUCUAAGUUGAGGUCCAGUUCCUUUUUCCUUCUUACUACUUUUGUUGCUUCAUUCAUUCCUAUAUCCUCAUUAUUAGCCUUACCACCGACAAGACACAGUCGUUUGCUUUGUGUUAAUGAAAACCUAGCACUGCAGCUCCCCCCAUCGAUCCAUAAAAGCGCGUACCACCCACUGUCUUUUGAUUUACAUACUGGUCAUUGCUUUGCCAUGAAGCACUCCACAGCCGUCAUGGCCCUUGCGGCUCUGACAGCUGCUCCUCUUGCCUCCAGCCUCGCCAUCAAUAGUGCUCGAUCUUCAAGCCCCAGAGUCGUCGGAAUGCCGAUUCAGAGGAGACACGUUUCAGACCCCAUUGCUCAUGAUCGAGCACGGUUAAGGAGGAGAUCAGGGACAGUACUACAGGACUUGGACAACGAGCAGAGUCUGUACUAUGCCAACAUCACACUCGGGACACCACAACAGGCGCUACGGUUACACAUCGAUACGGGGAGUUCAGAUCUGUGGGUGAAUACGGCAAGUUCCAGCUUUUGCUCUUCGAGACAAGACCCCUGUGAGGGUGGGACGUACGACUCCUCGGCCUCUUCGACCUACAAACUGGUCAACAACCAGUUCAACAUCUCCUACGUCGACGGGUCCGGAGCGAGCGGGGAUUAUGUCACCGACACCUUGAACUUUGGCGGCGUCGCCAUCACCGACUUCCAGUUCGGCAUCGGCGAGGCCUCGAGCUCGGAACAAGGCGUGCUGGGAAUUGGGUACGCCUCGAACGAAGUGGCCGUCAACCGCGCCGGACUCGACGCCUACCCCAACUUGCCCGUGGCGCUGGUCAACGGCGGCCUGAUCGCCUCGACCGCGUACAGUCUGUGGCUGAACGACCUCGACUCGUCGCAAGGCGAGAUCCUCUUCGGCGGUGUCAACACGGACCAGUACGAGGGGGAACUGGCCACCGUCCCCAUCCUCCAGAGCUACGGGGGCUACUACGAACUCUUGAUCGCCCUCUCGGGCCUCUCCAACGACGGGAACGACCUCUCCGCGUCCAGUUCCUUGCCCGCCGCCGUCCUCCUCGACUCCGGCUCGACCCUCACCUACCUCCCCGACGACAUCGUGACGAGCGUCUUCAACCAGGUCGGGGCCGUGUACUCGGACAGCCUGGGCGCCGCCUACGUCGAGUGCAACAUCGGAUCCGCCACCAAGACCGUCGACUUUGUCUUCUCCGGGCAGACCAUCAAGGUGCCCUACGACGAGCUCCUCCUCGACGCGGGCACCAACUCGGCGGGCCAACCCCUGACGUUCGAGAGCGGCGAGGCGGCCUGCCUCUUCGGCAUCGCCCCGACCCAGAGCGGCGGCACCGCGGUCCUGGGCGACACGUUCCUCCGGUCCGCGUACGUCGUGUACGACCUCGCAAACAACGAAAUCUCGCUCGCCCAGACCGUCUUCAACUCGACCACGGAUAACGUGAAGGAGAUCUCAAAGGGCUCCAACGGCGUGCCCAACGCCACGCCCGUGUCGAACCCCGUGACCCAGGUCGUGUCUUCGGGUCAGUCUGGAGCCAGGAUCGGAGGCACCUCCGCGACGGUCACCGGUACCCUGAGCAAUUCCGCCGCUCCGGGACUCAACAAGAACGCACCCUUGACCACCAUCGUCGGCACCUUUGUGGCCAUCGCCGGUCUUGCAUUGGUCGUAUGAUGAGAGGCUAUGAUCAACCAUAUCUGCCUCUAGGACAUUGUAUUCGAUUUAUUCGAUGCUCCAACCCCCUUGUCGACGAACCGACCUCCUUUUCCGACUAAUUUGACAAACCCCUCGACCUGAUGAAUCUCUACACCUCUGUCUCAUGGCGAAAAAAUAUUAUGAACCACGAGUUUUGACGAAAGCCUGCCUUUGUCUUUUUUUUGUUUUGAGCGAAGAUCAUGAAUGAGCCAUCCUUUCAUACGACCAUAGACGGCUCCCCUUUGGAUAUUUUUAUGCCAUAUGGAUAUAUGGGAGUCGGUAUAUCACUGCAUAGCGUUGCAUUUUGAUGGCGAAAUGGGUUGGGAAAUGAUUCAAGCACGUACGGAGUACGACGGAGUUGCGAGGUUUUGCACAUAUCACAGCGCUGGGUACGGAGUACCUACCUAGGUAUAUAUUCUCGACAGGUCCGGUCUUUGUCUGUCGCAUCUGACGGCGUUUUGUAUAUGUAUCCCCUACAUUUACGAGGAAAUUACGUAGCGUUAUCGUCCUUGACGACCAAGAUGUUCACACGCAC
Exophiala oligosperma is the source of this 2408-nucleotide messenger RNA. RefSeq lists its product as uncharacterized. The coding region runs from base 380 to 1852 and encodes 490 amino acids. Gene Ontology annotation, molecular function: aspartic-type endopeptidase activity. The record is from RefSeq and is a predicted model, not a curated record. NCBI's taxonomy places the organism in Eukaryota, Fungi, Ascomycota, Eurotiomycetes, Chaetothyriales, Herpotrichiellaceae. Gene Ontology annotation, biological process: proteolysis. The transcript has a single exon.